GGUCACAGUUGAUGAUGAUGUAAAUAGAGAAGCUUCCGUCUCUUCAUUAUUUAACGCUGUGAUCAGAGCUGCACAGAGACGCAUUCACGGUCACUCUGAACAUGCCGGGGCUGCUGCUCGGAGAUGCGUUUCCUAACUUCGAAGCGGAGACGACAAUUGGAAAAAUGAAACUCCAUGAAUUUCUCGGUGAUUCAUGGGGGGUCCUGUUCUCCCACCCCAGAGACUACACCCCGGUGUGCACCACAGAACUGGGGCGCGCUGCCAGACUGAGCACUGAGUUCAGUAAACGCAACGUCAAAAUGAUCGCCCUGUCCAUCGACUGCCUGGAGGAUCACCACAGCUGGAGCAAGGACAUCCUGGCAUACAACUGUGAGGACUCGGCCUGCCGCUCGCUGCCCUUCCCCAUCAUAGCGGACAGUAAACGGGAGCUGGCAGUAGCUCUGGGCAUGCUGGACCCAGAUGAGAAGGAUAAAGAUGGCCUGCCGCUCACUGCACGCUGUGUGUUCAUCAUCGGCCCUGACAAAAGGCUGAAACUAUCCAUACUCUACCCGGCAACAACCGGACGCAACUUUGACGAGAUUUUGAGAGCAGUGGAUUCUCUCCAGGCCACAGCAGGGAAACGAGUGUCCACACCUGCAGACUGGAAGCCUGGAGACUGUGUGAUGGUUCCCGCCAGCAUGCCUGAGGAAGAGGCAGCCGCUUUGUUCCCAGCCGGUGUCUACACCAAAGACCUGCCCUCUGGCAAGAAGUACCUGCGCUACACCCCGCAGCAGUGAGCACGACGGAGACACACCCGACAGUCACUCAUUUAUGUCACAGUCAGUCCAGCAGCUCUCAAUCUGGGACAGGACUACAUCGAGUGCUGCUAGUCUGUGUAUGCGGUAGACAAAACGCCUUAAGAAAUGUGUACGAUUCUUUUUUAAAUAAAGUGUUUUUAAAGUAUG
Messenger RNA from Gymnodraco acuticeps, 944 nucleotides. RefSeq names its product peroxiredoxin-6-like. Gene Ontology annotation, biological process: cellular oxidant detoxification; cell redox homeostasis. The transcript has 5 exons. Gene Ontology annotation, molecular function: peroxiredoxin activity. The record is from RefSeq and is a predicted model, not a curated record. Bases 102 to 776 code for a protein of 224 amino acids. NCBI's taxonomy places the organism in Eukaryota, Metazoa, Chordata, Actinopteri, Perciformes, Bathydraconidae. Gene Ontology annotation, cellular component: mitochondrion; cytosol.